Molecule: messenger RNA, 1017 nt
Organism: Fomitopsis serialis
Lineage: Eukaryota; Fungi; Basidiomycota; Agaricomycetes; Polyporales; Fomitopsidaceae
Product: formyl transferase
Exons: 4
Coding region: 21-710 (229 amino acids)
Biological process (GO): 'de novo' IMP biosynthetic process
Cellular component (GO): cytoplasm
Molecular function (GO): phosphoribosylglycinamide formyltransferase activity
Source: RefSeq, a predicted model, not a curated record
GUCUGCCCUCCGCCUCUGGCAUGUCGCAUGCGGGCACUCCCCCUCCGAGGCGCAUCGCCGUGCUCAUCUCGGGCUCAGGAACAAAUCUCCAGGCCCUCAUAGAUGCCCUGAACACUCCAUCGCUACCGGAUGCGUCCAUAUGCCUCGUCCUCUCCAACCGGAAGGCGGCCUAUGGUUUGACCCGCGCUGCUAACGCAAAUCCACCCAUCCCUACCGCCUACCUCGGACUGCAGCCGUACCUCAAAGCCAACCCAGGCAAGACGCGCGAUGACUACGACGCGGAAGUCGCCCGCAUUGUCCUGAGACACAAGCCAGACCUCGUCGUCCUCGCGGGUUGGAUGCACAUCAUGGGUGAUGGCUUCCUCGAUACCGUGGACGGGUACAAGAAGGUCGUCGAUGGCGAGGAGAAGGUCGAGAAGUCGGUCCCUGUGAUCAACCUACACCCAGCGCUGCCGGGUGCUUUCGAUGGUGCGCAUGCGAUCGAGAGGGCUUACGAGGCGUCCCAAAAGGGCGAGAUCACACAUUCUGGUGUGAUGGUCCAUCGAGUUGUGAAGGAGGUCGAUCGCGGAGAGCCUAUUCUCGUGAGGGAGGUCGAGAUCAAGCCCGGCGAGCCAAUAGAAGACUUCGAGGAGCGACUGCACAAAACAGAGUGGGAAAUCAUUGUGCAGGGUACAAAGAAAGUGCUGGAUGAGGUAGCUCCUGUAUCGUAAGUCCGUGACAGUUCUGGAAGCUGUGCGUUCCAUGACAUCGGGUCGUUAGCUAGGCGACAGAUUUACUUGACGUGUAGCCGUAGCCAGAUGGAAGUGUACCAUUAUACCAGAAUGCGGUGUCGCAGUGUAGAUCCGGCUGCCUAAGCCGUAGUACAUAGUGUCCAGUACGCACACAACAAGAUAGCACCCAACUGCGGCCCCAUUAGGUCUUUAUCUUCUCCCGUAUGAAGACACCGGGCCCAAUCAUAGCCUGGCAAGCGUGGGCUGCCAGUCUACGCGCUCCACCUAAUUCGCGACGAGACGGAGA